CCGGCGGCGGCAUGGGCGGCGAGUUCGGCUGCCGCUCCCUGGCGCCUCUAGGCUGGCUGUACAUGGUCCAGGGGAUUCCCUACGGCCUGCAAGAUAAAUUCCUUCCCGUCCAGCUGCGGUCUAUUGGUCUGAACUAUUCCAGUGUAUCUUUGUUGAAGCUGUUGCUGCUGCCUUGGAUAGCCAAAGGAAUAUGGGCACCAGUGGUAGAGGUGUAUGGUGGCAAGCAACGUUGGCUCCUCAUAUCCACUUUAGGUCUUGGAGUUUCAUCUCUCGCAGGCUCAAUGAUUGCCCCAGAUGAUGUAGUGAGUCUGGGUGUUAUGCUGCUCUCCCUCAACCUAUGUUCUGCUGUUCAAGAUGUAGCAGUAGAUGGCAUGGCACUGCAAGUGCUGUCAGAUGACCAGCUCAGCCUUGGAAACACUCUGCAGGUUGUUUUAUACAAAGUUGGCUGUCUAGUUGGUGGAGCUGGACUGUCAUUCCUUCUAAUGUACAGCAACUGGACUGUGACCUUCACCAUUCUCGCAUUCACAUACAUGGUAACUAGUGUUUGGGUGUGUUCACUUUCUUUCAACAGAAAUAUAUCUGCUGGCAAAGUGGUAGGAAGUAAGAAAUACUUAUCUACCGAAAAGACCUUACACUCACAUUUACACAUUGAGAGAAUAUUUAGUAUUAUUAAAGAAGUAUUGAGUUCAACAGGAACUCUUUGGAUAAGUUUAUAUGUCGUGCUUUACAAAAUGGGGGAGAGAGGAGCCAUAAACAAUAUGCCUUUGUACCUUCUGGAUAAAGGCUUUCCCAAGGAGAGUUUAUCAUUUUGGAAUGGAACAGUAUGUCAGGGACUGUCGGUGCUGGGAUCUAUCUAUGGGGGUGUCACCUUGAGGAAGCUUCAGUCUGAUAUUAGAGCUGUUAUUAUGAGAUAUUCAAUUCACAGAUGUAUUUUAAUUUUCAUAGAGUGUAUUUUGAUAUUCCUGCUAGACCAGCAUUCAAAUAAAGAGAGCAUUACUACUUUACAUUAUAUAAGUAUUGCAUCGCUAUGUUUGUUAAGCUUCACAAGUGGUGUAAUAUCUACAGCCACAUUUACAUUUAUGAUGACAAAAAGCAGAGGCUGCAGUCCGGAGUCGCAGACCAGUCACUACAGUCUGUUAGCAUCAGUUGAGGUUGCUGGUAAACUGAUAUUUGCAUCAUUGGCUGGAUUUGGCAUUGACAGUUUUGGUAUGUUUUGGACAUUCUCAUUGUUUGCCUUUCUAUCUAUUCUUCCAGUAUUGGUAAUUUAUAUAGCGCCAAGCCAUCUGUAUGCUAAUAUAAAGCAAGAAUAAACUUAUAUAAAAGUAU
This is a messenger RNA of Eriocheir sinensis (Chinese mitten crab), 1326 nucleotides long. RefSeq names its product major facilitator superfamily domain-containing protein 3-like. Gene Ontology annotation, molecular function: acetyl-CoA transmembrane transporter activity. Gene Ontology annotation, cellular component: membrane. NCBI's taxonomy places the organism in Eukaryota, Metazoa, Arthropoda, Malacostraca, Decapoda, Varunidae. The record is from RefSeq and is a predicted model, not a curated record. The transcript is spliced from 4 exons. Gene Ontology annotation, biological process: transmembrane transport. The coding region runs from base 12 to 1310 and encodes 432 amino acids.